Molecule: messenger RNA, 1538 nt
Organism: Bombus terrestris (buff-tailed bumblebee)
Lineage: Eukaryota; Metazoa; Arthropoda; Insecta; Hymenoptera; Apidae
Gene: Uvop
Product: opsin, ultraviolet-sensitive
Exons: 5
Coding region: 16-1317 (433 amino acids)
Biological process (GO): G protein-coupled receptor signaling pathway; visual perception
Cellular component (GO): membrane
Molecular function (GO): G protein-coupled receptor activity
Source: RefSeq, a predicted model, not a curated record
GUACGACUAACUUCUAUGACGUCGACACACAUUCCUGCUGACCCAGAGCAACUAGGGGAUAAUCCCCGGCUGAUCCUCAUACGAAGCCAGCAAAGCCAACGGGUUAAGGUUUCGUCGAUUCGAGGGGGUAGAAGAAAUGGUAUAAAACUGCUGCCUGAUCAGCGGUAUCAAGGAGAGGGGCUGGCAGACGGAGUGACCAACAUGUCCAACGACACUAUUCAUUGGGAGGCAAGAUACCUACCAGCAGGACCACCACGUUUGCUGGGAUGGAAUGUUCCUGCCGAAGAAUUAGUCCAUAUACCGGAACAUUGGCUGGUCCAUCCCGAGCCGAACCCCUCCCUUCAUUAUCUAUUAGCCCUCUUGUAUAUCCUUUUUACUUUCCUUGCUUUACUUGGCAAUGGCUUGGUAAUAUGGAUAUUUUGCGCUGCCAAAUCAUUAAGGACGCCUUCGAAUAUGUUCGUUGUGAAUCUAGCGAUUUGCGAUUUCUUUAUGAUGAUCAAGACGCCUAUCUUCAUAUACAAUUCUUUUAACACCGGUUUUGCUCUGGGACAUUUAGGAUGUCAAAUAUUCGCGGUCAUCGGUUCCCUAAGUGGAAUUGGGGCCGCGAUAACGAAUGCAGCUAUAGCAUACGACAGAUAUAGUACAAUUGCAAGACCGUUGGAUGGCAAGCUAUCUCGUGGACAAGUGAUUUUGUUUAUCGUCCUAAUUUGGACGUACACCAUACCAUGGGCGUUGAUGCCUGUAAUGGGAGUAUGGGGACGUUUUGUACCGGAAGGCUUUCUUACCAGUUGCAGUUUCGACUAUUUGACCGACACUAAUGAAAUACGAACAUUUGUUGCUGUCAUAUUUACUUUCUCCUACUGCAUUCCAAUGAUGCUUAUAAUUUACUACUAUUCUCAGAUUGUUAGCCACGUCGUAAAUCACGAGAAAGCGCUUCGAGAACAGGCAAAGAAGAUGAACGUGGACAGUUUACGGAGUAACGCGAACACAAAUUCUCAAAGCGCUGAGAUACGUAUAGCAAAGGCUGCCAUUACGAUUUGCUUUCUAUUCGUCCUCUCAUGGACUCCGUAUGGCGUGAUGGCAAUGAUCGGUGCGUUUGGCAAUAAAGCACUGUUAACACCUGGUGUCACGAUGAUACCUGCGUGCACAUGUAAAGGUGUUGCUUGUUUGGAUCCAUACGUAUACGCUAUAAGCCAUCCGAGAUACAGAUUGGAACUGCAAAAACGAUUACCGUGGCUGGAGCUACAAGAGAAGCCGAUAUCCGACUCGCAAAGCACCACAACCGAGACGGUAAAUCCAGCACCGGCCUCGAGUUAAGCUUCCAUCGAAACGUCUCUUCUUCGAGAACAAAAGAUAGCAAUGUAUUCGGCCCUUGCUCGAUACUUUGUUCCCACCCUGUUGAACAUACGCGGUUCUUGUAUAGCGAAAGCAAUAAAGUAAUUUCCUUGCAUAAGCAAUAAUCGCCCUCGAUGUAAUUUACAUAUACAUAAUGUACAUACAUAUUAUAUUAUAUACAAAUACAUGCAUAUAUAUGUAUA